This is a messenger RNA of Mycena indigotica, 1440 nucleotides long. RefSeq names its product MFS domain-containing protein. The transcript is spliced from 7 exons. Gene Ontology annotation, biological process: transmembrane transport. Lineage: Eukaryota; Fungi; Basidiomycota; Agaricomycetes; Agaricales; Mycenaceae. Gene Ontology annotation, molecular function: transmembrane transporter activity. Bases 1 to 1440 code for a protein of 479 amino acids. The record is from RefSeq and is a predicted model, not a curated record.
AUGAGCACCAACGAAAAGCAACAGGAACGCAAGAAGGAGCCGCUGUUCAAGGCGCACUCCCUCAAAGUCGGGGACCGGGUGACGGACGCGGCCAAGUUGACGCUGAGGGAGACGCUGUGGCCGCUGUUCUUGGUGACGAUCCUAUACUUCCUCUGGGGUUUUGCCUAUGGUUUACUUGACACACUCAACCGACACUUCCAAACUACCCUCCACAUUACCCGCACGCGUUCUUCCGGUCUGCAAGGUGCCUACUUCGGGGCAUACCCGCUAGCCUCUCUGGGCUAUGGUAACUGGGUCCUGCGGAAAUACGGAUACCGGGCCACAUUUAUUCUGGGUCUUGUCCUCUAUGGCGUCGGUGCCCUCCUCAUGUGGCCCGCUGGCUUGAAACGUUCCUUUGGCGGCUUCUGUGGGGCCACAUUCAUCAUCGGUUCCGGGUUGGGAUGCUUGGAAACCGCUGCAAAUCCCUACAUGGCUGUCACCGGCCCGCCGAAGUAUGCUGAGCUGCGUAUCAACCUGGCGCAAGCCGUUCAGGCGGUUGGCACUGUCGUUGGACCUGUCUUGGGAUCCUACGUAUUCUUCAAAGAUACUGGAGACUCCGUCGACUCACUAAAGACUGUCCAAUGGGUGUACCUUGCCAUCGCCAUCUUCGUCUUCGUUCUCGCUGUCGUCUUCUUCUUCUCCGUCAUUCCUGAGGUUACUGAUCUUGAUAUGGCGCAGCAGAUGGAGCUGACACACGCUGAUGCUAUCGAGGACGUGAACAGCCAAUCUUUCUGGCGUCAGUACAAGGUUUUCUUUGCCGCCUUCGCCCAAUUCUGCUACGUGGGUGCUCAGGUUGCGAUUGCCUCGUACUUCAUUAACUAUGCCAUCGAAACCCGAGCCAACACGUCGUCCGCGACUGGAGCCAAGCUCCUCGCUGGUGGUCAAGGAUCUUUUGCGGUCGGGCGAUUUGCAGGAUCCUUCAUCAUGACAUACAUCCGGCCCCGACUGGUGUUCCUCUUCUACAUCACCAUGGUCGUUAUCUUCACCGCCGCGUCCAUUACGCAGAGGGGCAACACCGGUAUCUCGAUGCUCUUUGUCGCAUUGUUCUUCGAGAGUGUAUGUUUCCCGACCAUCGUGGCCCUGGGUAUCCGUGGAAUCGGCAGGCACACCAAGCGUGGCAGUGGAUGGAUUGUCGCGGGUGUCGUCGGUGGAGCUUGCAUCCCACCACUGACCGCGAAGGUCGCUGACAUCCACAACAACACCGCGCUCGCCAUGGUCGUGCCCACAAUGUUCCACGUCGUCGCCCUCGUCUACGCCGCCUGCUGCAACUUCGUGCCCCGCUUCCGGGACGUCAUGGACAAAGUGGGCGACUCCGAGGUCGGCGUCGCAAAAGCUACUUCAAGCACCGACGAGAAGGAGACCGCGGAGGAGAAGGAGAAGGCGAGCGUGGAGAAGGCGUGA